Molecule: messenger RNA, 6463 nt
Organism: Spirodela intermedia
Lineage: Eukaryota; Viridiplantae; Streptophyta; Magnoliopsida; Alismatales; Araceae
Source: the annotation of a GenBank genome assembly
AUGUCGUCCUCGUGGCUGUCGGCGUCGGCGCGGCGGCUGGUCGAGGCGAUCUUGGGGGCGGAGGCGGCGGCGGCCGUUUCGUCGGAGGGGAUUGUGGUGGCGCUGACCACCUCCCUGGCGGUGCUGGCUGGGGUGGCCUUCCUCCUGUGGAGAAAGUUGUCGUCGGCGGACGAGUCGAGCCGGAAACCGGUGGCCGUGCAGCCCAAGCCGCUGCUGGUGAGGCUGGAUAGCGAGAUUGACGAAGAUCCCAGGAAGAAGAAGGCCACCGUGUUCUUCGGCACGCAGACGGGGACGGCCGAAGGUUUUGCCAAGGUGAACACUCCGGAGGGAGUUGCUUUAGUAGAAUAUUGAUCUGUGGAAGCUUUAGACUUGUUAUGCUUUUGUGGGUUCUGGUUAUCUGAUCGGAGUCGAGGUCUUCGGUGCAUAGUUGGCUCGCUCCAAAUCACUGGAAGGUGGAUUUUUUUUAUUUGUUUUAAAUAUCUUCUCGUUGUCUUCGGUGGCUUCAAUGCGUUCAUCAAUGUGCAAACAGUUGGAAAUUGCUCGACCUUGCUUUAUUAUAGAUCCUGUUUGGUUCUAGUCACUUGAAGGGAUCCCACGUCAGUAAAAACAAUUUAUUCGGAGGGAAGUUUCAAAUGACAGUUUGCUGCCUGAGUUACUGAAAGAGUGCACAAGCAAAAGAAAAGUUUCACUUGUGCCUUUUAUUUUCAAGGAAUCACUGAUUUGCUACAAAUCAUCAUUACUGAUGAUUACAACCAAGGAAAAUAUUUGGUACAGUAAGCGGAUGUAAAAUAUCAGUAUUUUGCCCUCCACAGAUGGUCAAUUAUUUUUUGAUUUAUGUUAAUUCGAAUUUUGAAUAUCUGGGAAUGAUAAAGUGUAUGCUCUAUCGUAAUGUGUUUAAACAGUUCUGUCUUACACUUUCGCCGCCUGAAGAAUUAUUACUUGCCAUUUGGAUCAAUCUCCUUCUCCUUUGCUUAUGGGUUUGGGGAUAAUGGUACUACAGGCUUUGGCUGAGGAAGCUCGAUCUAGGUAUGACAAGGCAGUUUUCAGAGUAGUAGACCUGGUGAGCGAAGUCGAAGUUAUUCUAUUAAUAUAUUUCAUCAAAUAUUUCCGCCGUAUCUCAAUUACGUGCUUGUGCUCCGAUUUUAGGAUGAUUAUGCAACUGAUGAUGAUCACUACGAAGAAAAAUUUAAGAAGGAAACUUUAUGUUUUUUCAUGUUAGCAACGUAAGGGGCCAUAACUCUCUCAUUACACAAGGUCGUCUCUGAUUGGAUAUUUUAAUUUUUUUUUUCUUGAUGUGAUUCAAUGUAAUAAUGCAGAUACGGAGAUGGGGAGCCAACAGAUAAUGCUGCAAGAUUUUUUAAAUGGUUUACUGAGGUGGCCCAGAAAUUUUGCCUCGUUUUGCCUGUGUGAUGAUGCAUCGUUUCCUUCACACACCCUUACAACUAUGUGCGACUGUCUCACAUUUCUGCAGCAAAAUGAAAAGGACGCCUGGCUUCAACAAUUAACCUAUGCCGUGUUUGGUCUGGGCAAUCGUCAAUAUGAACAUUUCAAUAAGGUUGGUCAGUGGCAUCAAGGUUCACAUCUUAUUGAACUUUUUUUAAUUUAAUCCUUUUCAUUGUACAGAUUGGAAAAAUAGUGGAUGAACAGCUGGCUGAACAAGGUAUUUUUUGUCUUUAUAUAAUUUAUAAAACGUGUCUGUGAUCUUGUCUUUCUUACCCAAUGACGUAAACUCUAUCCGCCCAUGUUGUUUAAAUUCAUCCUCGCAUCAAAGUGAUUGGUGCCUUUCUGUUAUUUACGUCCUCAUUUUAAGGGUGCUGAACUGCUUCUUGUAGGUGCAAAGAGGCUCAUACCCGUUGGCCUUGGUGAUGAUGACCAAUGCAUUGAAGAUGAUUUCGCAGCUUGGUAUGUGAUUGAGUAUUUGAAGUCGAGCCAUUAUGGAAGUUGAUAUUUCUCGCAAUAUUUGAUUUCUCGUUUAUGUGAACCAUUCUGUUGUAGGCGAGAGUUACUCUGGCCUGAACUAGACAAAAUACUUGGAGACGAGGAUGAUUCUAAAAAAGUUUCAACGCCCUAUACUGCUGCUGUUCCAGAAUACCGCGUUGUUGUUUAUGAUUCCACUGUUGUUUUGGAGGAUAAGCACCUUGUUAUGGCUAAUGGUCAUGGUACAAAUGACAUCCAUCAUCCAUGCAGGUGCACAACGUCUCCAUCUGAGUUAAUAUGAUUUAUUUGUUUGUGUAUUGAGCUGGUCUCAUUUAUGUUUCUCCAAACUCGUGCAUUCAUGAAUAUUGACUACAUAUGUGCCAUGAAACUUUCACACCUCGUACUAGAACAGAGAAUUUUGUUUAUGACAUGGAACAUUAUGGCUGACAUAUUUUCUCGGCAAUUUUUCUCCCUUGUUCCUUCCUGUAUAUCCUUCUUUCAUAUUAAGGUCCUUGUUUUGACAAGCAGAGCUAAUGUCGCUGUUCAGAGGGAGCUUCACACAUCAGAAUCUGACCGUUCGUGCAUACACCUUGAAUUUGACAUCUCAGGCACGGGAAUUGUGUAAGUUUUUCUGCUCAGUGACCUCCUUUUCGUUUCAUGUAUUUCCAUAUAUGUAUCAUCUUUUACUUUCGCGGUAUGAUAGGGAAAGCUUUCUAACAGCUUGUGGUGCAUCAUAUUUCUUUAAUGAAGUCUGGCAACAUGCGUUGAUUCUAAAAGGUGUCAGGUUAUUUUACAUCUAAAGACCUCCUGUUAUGUUGAAUGUGAAAAAUGAACCAUAUCGUACCAGGAAAUGGAGCUUUCUUUUUAUAGAUUUACUCUGUUUAUAUGUGGAUGGGUGGAAAGGACAUGUGUUGGGGGCUGCUUUUUGUGAGAUUGCUAGCCUUUUGAUACAAUGAAAAAAAUAUUGAACAAACAUUAAGUUGGAUCAAGAGAUUCUUUGGAAUGGACAUUUAACCAUUCUUAUUGUUUCUUAGUGCCUGAGGGAGUUUUGGCAUGAUAAUUCAGUUUCAUGCAUUCUAUCCAUGUUGAUUGUGCAUAUCACAAGGUAGUAUUUGGCUGGACUACUUGAUGCCGUGAUGCGGUUAUGAAAGGGAGAUGCGAUGCUGGACUACUGCACUUGCAGUUUGUCAUUGAUAGAGUUGUCCAUCGCUGUGGUACCAAGUAGUACCCAGUGGUACCCAGUGGUACCCAGUGGUACCCAGUGGUACCAAAGCAGAUUCGUGUAUACUUGGAUCGGAUCAAGAGUCAGAAUAAAGAACCUAAACCUCUGUUUAGGUUUCUUAACAACUGUUCUAUCGAGCAAGGGAGUAGCAAAAGGAGAUUCUGAACUGUCUCAAGAGAAUCUGGUUGUCUCUGAGACUGAGUACUCUGCAUUCUUUCAGGGUACAAAACAAGAGUGAAACUCCAUUUUAUUGCUUCAUGGAGAAAUUAGAGUGUGGCAUUACCUGGGCUUUGGUCUAGUGACGUAUUAAAGGAGAAUUUGUAUUUUCACUAGCGAUGUAAACGAGUCAUUGAUGGGAAGUCCAGUAUAGAGUAAUCAAUAUUUUUUAAUUGUCGAUAAACAAAUGUCUGUGCCAUGAUUAAAAAUAGGGUAAUAUAAAGUCAAUAUUUUUUUCCUAUUAUCGUGCCAUAUUAUAGACCAACAAUAUAAGUAAUCAAACAAUUUAUGGAAAGGCUAAAAAUAUAGAAUUUUUUUGGCAGUGAGUUUUAUUCGAUAAUGGUACCUUUAAACCCUCCAAUACCCCCUCCUCUCUACCAUGAUUCCAAUUGCCUUGACACCUCAUUCUGCCUUGCUAGUCGGAUGUUCUCUUUAUUUUCUUCCCCUCUGUUCUGUUUUUCUUCCACUGUCUCUUCUCAAACCUCUUGAAAACACGUGUGAUUUCCAUACAACCUUCUUUGAUGCAGUUUAUGAACAAUUCAUCCUAUCUUGUGGGGAUUUUCUCCUACAGAAUAUCAUUUAUUCUUAUUAUUUUACUUGGAAUGAGUGGAGUUUUUAAUAUUUUUGCUUUCGUUCAAUAUUUAUUCACUGUUAUUUGAGACUUAUACCAUCCUACAGAGAGAAUAUCAUAUGCCUUUUGUUCAAUACCUAAUUGUGUAGUAUAAACUAUCUUGAAAACUUGCGAUUCUCCUUCACCAAAUGGGUUGUUUUCAGUGCACAGGUAAGUGCAUGCACCGGGGAUGAAACAAUUCCCUGCAUUUAAUGAGAUAAUUCUACGAGCAGUUGACCUAGGCUGACUUAUUAAUCUAAACAUUCUGGCUCUCUUCUUCAUUCCAGUUUCUAUUUACUUUUCCUAUCUUCGAUUAGCAGUAUCAAAAGAUCACACUACCUUAUGGGUUUCGAAUGAAUAAUAUAAGAGUUUUCAUAUUAAAAUGCGCGUCUUUCUUAUACGAACUUUAUGAUGUACUUACUGCGUCUUUCUUUUAGGUAUGAAACUGGGGAUCAUGUUGGUGUAUUUGCUGAAAAUUGUGAAGAAACCAUCGAGGAGGCAGCGAAGCUGCUGGGUCAACCCCUGGAGUUGAUAUUUUCUCUGCAUUCUGACAAAGAAGAUGGCACGCCCCUAGGGGGUUCUCUAGCACCCCCUUUUCAUGGACAGUGCACAUUACGGAUGGCACUUGCUCGCCAUGCAGACCUCUUGAGUCCUCCUAAGAAGGUAAUAAUUACUCUCGAAUUUUAUGUCUACUAUUUCUGGCAUCCUUUCUUCAUUGCGCAUUUAAUUCUUUAAGGUAUUAAUUUGACAUUUCACAGUCUGCUCUAGUUGCCUUGGCUGCUCAUGCAUCUGAACCUAACGAAGCAGAUCGGCUGAGGACUUUGUCUUCUCCUGCUGGAAAGGUUUGGAGAUUACUAACUGAGUUUUGGCUUUCGUGGAUUGAAAAUCUUUCGUUCAUUGGUGUAUGGAAACUUAUGUUUGACCCGCGCUCAUUCUUCAGGACGAGUAUUCACAGUGGAUUGUCAGCAGCCAGAGAAGUCUUCUAGAAGUAAUGGCCGAGUUUCCCUCAGCCAAACCCCCUCUCGGGGUGUUCUUCGCAGCCAUCGUGCCUCACUUACAGCCACGCUACUACUCAAUUUCGUCCUCACCCAGGUACAGAUUUUUUAAUAAUAAAAACUAUGCUUUGGCUGAUGGUGUGGUCUCGUAGAUUUUCCCCUUCAAGAAUCCACGUCACCUGUGCGCUGGUUUAUGGACCGAGUCCAACGGGUCGAAUCCAUCGUGGCGUGUGCUCAACCUGGAUGAAGGUAGGGCCACCUCUGAUCGGCCUUAACACAUCCACUUUGACUAUUUUACUUUCAUGUUCUUCCUGCAGAAGCUUCUGCAGUGGGCGGUCAGAAGAACGCAAAAAAAAAAAAAAAAAAAAAAAAGAGAAAAGAAAAGAAAAGAAAAGCCUGAUUUAUCGAUUUUCUUGGUCUUUUGAAAGUAUUCUCAAUGGUGGUUCCACGCAUUGUUCAUAGCGUGCAGUUCCUCUCGAGAAGAACCCCAACUGCAGCUGGGCACCUGUUUUUGUCAGGCAGUCGAACUUUAAGCUGCCUACAGAUUCUUCAGUACCAGUGGUCAUGGUAGGCCCCGGCACGGGGCUGGCCCCUUUCAGGGGUUUCCUCCAGGUCUGAUGGCUCGUCCUCUUCCUAUCCCCGUAAAAUCUCGGCCACGAAGAUCAUCCCUGAACAAUUUUAUUUAUUUAUUUAUUUUUGGUUGCUCCAUUUCAGGAGCGAUUGGCCCUGAAAGAAUCUGGUGCUCAACUGGGACCCGCAAUUCUCUUCUUUGGAUGCAGGAAUCGUGCCAUGGUAAGUGAUAUUCCAACAUCAUAUUGAAUUGAUAAUGCCACUGCGGCAUCUCAGAUCGCAUUUUAUUGAUCGUUCAAAUCAUGGGUUUGGCGUAUAAUCGGGAAGCAUCAUAAAUAUUAAUUAUAUACACUGAUAAAUAGCUGUAUUUCCCUGUGAAAAUCCUUCUUUUGCUUUCCUAGGAUUUCAUCUACGAGGAUGAGCUGAGGAGCUUUGUGGAACGAGGAGCUCUGUCCGAGCUGGUGGUCGCCUUCUCCCGCGAGGGCCCCAAGAAGGAGUACGUGCAGCAUAAGAUGACGGAGAAGGUGAGUGGCGCCGCCGCCGGAUCGAACCGCUCCACUCCAUUACACUGCACUCGUUUCUGGGGAGCUCUUCUGAGUGUAUGCAUCCCUCCCAGGCGGCGUACGUCUGGGGCUUGAUCUCCGCCGGCGGGUACCUCUACGUCUGCGGAGAUGCCAAGGGCAUGGCUCGAGACGUGCACCGAGCUCUGCACGCGAUGAUCCAAGAACAGGUAUGAAAAGUCAAUGAUAUCCUAGGCUUCCCGAAUUUCCCUUUUUUUAGUAAACAUAUCCAGCCUUUUUUGGAUAGUUGACCUGUGGUUGAUCUUGUGUCUGCACGUGGCGGGUAUUUCAGGAGUCUGUGGAUUCGUCCACAGCAGAAUCCAUGGUAAAGAAGCUGCAAACGGAGGGGCGGUAUCUGAGAGACGUCUGGUGA